AUGGGUGUGAAGGAUCUGUCAAAGGUGAUCGGUGACCAUUCGCCAAAUAGUAUACGACUUAAGGAAUUUAAAGGAUAUUUUGGUCGAAAAGUAGCAGUGGAUGCAUCAAUGUGUCUCUAUCAGUUCCUCAUUGCAGUGCGACAAGAUGGAUCACAGCUUCAGACCGAAAGCGGCGAAACAACGAGUCAUUUGCUUGGCAUGUUUUAUCGAACUAUUCGAAUGAUCGAUAAUGGAAUAAAACCAGUAUAUGUAUUUGACGGCAAGCCACCGCAGAUGAAAACAAGUGAAUUGGAGAAACGUACCGAGCGAAGAACCGAAGCAGAAAAACAACGAAAUGAUGCAGUCGAACUGGGAGACGAGACGUCCGUUAACAAAUUUGAAAAACGUCUUGUAAAGGUUACAAAAGAACAAAGUGAAGAAGCUAAACGGCUAGUAACGUUGAUGGGAAUUCCAGUCCUGGAUGCACCAUGCGAAGCAGAAGCUCAAUGUGCCGCUCUUGCGAAAGCUGGUAAAGUGUUUGCUACGGUUUCUGAAGAUAUGGAUGCACUGACUUUUGGUUCACCCAUUCUUUUGCGUCAAAUGAUAGCAAGCGAAGCUAAAAAACUGCCAGUGAAGGAAAUGAAUUUAAACCAAGUUUUGAAAGAUUUCGGAAUGAAUAUGGGACAAUUUGUAGAUCUCUGUAUAUUGCUGGGUUGUGAUUAUGUAUCAACAAUUCGGGGCAUUGGUCCAAAAAAAGCAUUUGAACUUAUCAAGAAGUAUGAAUGCAUAGAAAAUGUUCUUGAAACAAUUAAUCAAACGAAAUAUCCAAUACCCCAAGACUGGCAAUACAAGGAAGCACGACGACUAUUCUUGGAACCGGAUGUCAUGAACUGUGAAAAUCUCGAGUUAGUUUGGAAAGAACCUGAUGUCGAAGGAAUUGUACAAUUUCUAUGUGUUGAAAAAAGUUUUAAUGAGGACAGAGUGAGAGGUAGUUUAACCAGAAUGCAGAAAGGACGUCAAGCUGCACAACAAGCCCGUAUUGACUCAUUUUUUUCGGUGAGUAAAGUAGUUACCUCUGAAACAACAAAAAGAAAAAAUGAAGAGAAAAAUAAUCUGAAAAAACGAGGGCCGAGUUUGGGCAAAAAAGCGAAAAAAUGA
Molecule: messenger RNA, 1137 nt
Organism: Brugia malayi
Lineage: Eukaryota; Metazoa; Nematoda; Chromadorea; Rhabditida; Onchocercidae
Gene: Bma-crn-1
Product: Flap endonuclease-1, putative
Exons: 7
Coding region: 1-1137 (378 amino acids)
Cellular component (GO): nucleus
Molecular function (GO): DNA binding; RNA-DNA hybrid ribonuclease activity; manganese ion binding
Source: RefSeq, a predicted model, not a curated record